Camellia sinensis is the source of this 503-nucleotide messenger RNA. NCBI's taxonomy places the organism in Eukaryota, Viridiplantae, Streptophyta, Magnoliopsida, Ericales, Theaceae. The record is from RefSeq and is a predicted model, not a curated record.
GGUAGGCCGAUUGGUGAGACAAUCCGCUAGGCUUCACCCCUCAAUGCCUUCGGGUGGUGGUCUGCUGAAAACUGCUCCAAUAUGUGAAGUGCAUCUUGACUUGGUACGAGUUACGUCAGGGCAGGUGUAUAAGUUGAGGAGUCCUAGUGCAAAAUACUUGGCCUCCUUGUCAACUUAUGAUUCCUCCAACCCAACUAAAGAUUGGGGCUUCCCAGAAUUGUCAAUUGAUGGGAAAAUCCAAGCCCCACCCGGAUCGGGUGGAAACUGUGAAGUGAAGAUGAUAAAGGGUGCCCCCGUUCACAAGGAUUUGCCUUCAUUGCCAGGUCAACUCUGUGCAUCUAAUAAUGAUGUUUACAUGUACUUCCGUGGCAGUGGCAAAGCAGCAGAGAUGAAGCGUGAGGCUGCAAAACGGACAAUGAUGGCUGCGCUGCCAUGAUUCAGAAAGAUUCUUUGGUUUGAUAAUGCUGAGAGAAAUCGAAACAUUCACUAUUUUUUUGCACUUG